CAGCUUGCAAUGAAUCUGUCAAGUGUGCUAUGAAGUAGAAAAAAAAAUAAAAGAAAUUUUCUUGUAGUUGCAAACUGUACAGUAUCUGCGUUUUUCAGCUCUCCAAGAAACAAAGAAAAUGCAGCCUGUUCGUUCGGUUGCCAACUUGGCCAUCCGCAAUGCUGCGUUCCUGUCUCGCGGAUACCAUGGACCCAGCAAUUUCCGUGUGUACACAAUGAACGACAUGCCUGUCCCUGAAGGCGAUUUCUUCGAAGAACACCGACGUAAGAAUCGAGUGUACAACACCGUGCUCGCCGCCGGCAUUGUUAUUUUUGGCAUCACCCUAACCGUGGCCAAGGAGAGCGGAUUGAUCUACCUUAACUACAACCCUCCGAAGAGCCUGGAUUAAACAAGCGUCUGGAACGAGUCGCCACACGAAUGGCAUGUUAGAUGGUCCGUGAAAAUAAAUCAAUCUAAAUGAUAUAGUCAUAACCCGCUGCGUGAUGUUUGUUGCAUUAUUCAUGAAAUGGUCGAUUAAGUUGAAAUAGUUAAAAUAAACGCUCAUGCGAUACUGCUAUGAUUGA
This is a messenger RNA of Anopheles stephensi (Asian malaria mosquito), 563 nucleotides long. RefSeq lists its product as uncharacterized. NCBI's taxonomy places the organism in Eukaryota, Metazoa, Arthropoda, Insecta, Diptera, Culicidae. The record is from RefSeq and is a predicted model, not a curated record. The coding region runs from base 119 to 388 and encodes 89 amino acids. The transcript is spliced from 3 exons.